Eupeodes corollae is the source of this 1113-nucleotide messenger RNA. RefSeq lists its product as uncharacterized. The transcript has a single exon. Gene Ontology annotation, biological process: DNA integration. NCBI's taxonomy places the organism in Eukaryota, Metazoa, Arthropoda, Insecta, Diptera, Syrphidae. Gene Ontology annotation, molecular function: nucleic acid binding. The record is from RefSeq and is a predicted model, not a curated record. The coding region runs from base 1 to 1113 and encodes 370 amino acids.
AUGAAAACACUGGCCAGAGGAUAUUGCUGGUGGCAAAAUAUGGAUCGUGAUAUCGAGCAAAUGGUGAUGAACUGCACAGACUGUCAACUUACACGACCAGAAGCAAACAAAAUUCAACCCACACAUUUCUGGGAAAUGCCGGGAAAGCCGUUUGAGCGGGUACAUGCAGAUUUCGCUGGUCCAUUUAGAGGUAAUUACUUUUUUAUUCUAGUUGAUGCCUUCACUAAGUGGCCAGAGGUGCACGUAAUCCCAAAUUUGACUACAGAAAUAACGAUACAAAAAUGUCGAGAAAUUUUCAGUACAUUUGGCUUACCGAAAAUAUUUGUUAGCGAUUGGGGAUCACAGUUCAUGGCGGAUAGUUUUCAGAGAUUUUUGAAAAACAAUGGCAUUCAGCACAAGCAAGGUGCUCAAUACCACCCAUCGACAAAUGGUCUUGCCGAACGUUAUGUGCAAACCUUUAAAAACAAACUUAAAGCAAUUAAUUGUAACAAAAAGUUAAUAAGUCAAGAAUUAUCAAACAUUUUAUUCGAUUACAGACGUGCUAUACAUCCAGCUACUGGGAAAUCUCCAUCAAUGCUCAUGUUUGGACAUCAAAUAAGAUCGCGCCUGGACUUAAUGCUACCAGUUGAAAACAAAAUACAUCGAAAUAAUUUCAAUGAGAACAUCAAACCCAAAUUUGUAUUAAAUGAAAGGGUUGCAGUGCGAGAUUAUUUAUCAGCAGUUAAAUGGAAAUUCGGUAAAGUGAUUGAAAUAGUCGGACAAUUACAUUUCAUGGUGAAGUUAGAUGAUGGGCGAAUCUGGAAAAGGCAUACCGAUCAAAUGCGCAAGGUUGGUGAAGAGGUGAGAUCUAGAGAACUAUUUAUAUGCAACAAAGAAAAUGAUAUCAUUGAGGAGGAGAACGAAGGUCCAAGUACAUCAAUGGAAUUACCAAUUAAACCACAAAGAACCACUAGUAUAGCAACAGAGACAACGGAGGUGCCAAUAGUUUCUGAGGCAGGCGAUGAACCGGCAGCGGAUGCAGGAGGUUCAGGUAAGGAAAAUAAUCAGGAAGUGUUAAGACAAUCAGAGAGACAAAGAAGGAAACCGGAUAAAUGGGGUUACGAGAAGAUGUAA